Messenger RNA from Meloidogyne enterolobii, 531 nucleotides. The record is from the annotation of a GenBank genome assembly. NCBI's taxonomy places the organism in Eukaryota, Metazoa, Nematoda, Chromadorea, Rhabditida, Meloidogynidae.
AUGCUUGAAUCGAUAAAACAACUCCAUGCUUUAGGCUUUGUUCAUCGUGACAUUAAGCCAUCCAACUUCGUCUUAGGCCGGUCAAAAACAAGCUCUAAAAAUAUUGUGCAUAUUAUAGACUACGGAAAUUCCCGGAAGAUUGUUGGAACUGAUGGGAAGCUCGAAAUUCCUAGAAAAAAGGCUAGAACCGUCAAGUUCGCUCCCCGUGCAAUGCAUAGUGGCAUGGAAUCUGGCUUUAAGGACGACCUUGAGAGUUGGAUUUAUUCUUUGGCUGAUUUAAUUCUGCGGGCAAAUGUUCCUUGGCGAUAUGAAACAAAUGUUGAAGUGGUUGCAGAUAUGAAGGAAGAAGUUUUCAAAAAUACUGAAAAACUGUUUCCAGGACAGGAGUUUUUGGAAUUGAGGCAGAUUAUGAAUUAUUUGACCAAAAAAGAAUAUGCUAAUAAAAUGGAUUUUGACUGGCUUUGUCUUAUGGUCAAACGAGUGGCAAAACGCAAGAGGUGCACCUUAAAAGAACCGUUCGAUUGGUGUUGA